GAGGAGCAGCUGGAGGCCGUGGGCAGCGGGGCCGACCUCCGCAGCGUCAGCCGCCAGCUCAAGAGGCUGCAGAGCAUGGAGUCGCAGGUGGAGGAGUGGUACAAGGAGGUGGGCGAGCUGCAGGCGCAGGCGGCGGCGCUGCCGGCGCAGGCGGCCGGGCGGGACGCGGUGGGCGAGCGGCAGAGCGCGGUGGGCACGCGCAUCGUGCGCCUCAUCGAGCCCCUCAAGGAGCGCAGGAGGAUCCUGCUGGCCUCCAAGGAGGUGCAUCAGGUCAGCCAUGAGCUGGAGGAUGAGGUGAUGUGGGUCCAGGACCGCCUGCCCUUGGCCACGCUGAAGGACCACGGCACCAACCUGCAGACCGUCCAACAGUUCAUCAAGAAGAACCAGAACCUGCGCCGGGAGAUCCAGGUGCACCGGCCCCGCGUGGACGAGGUGCUGGAACGCGCCGCCGCCGUGGCCACCAUCAAGAGCCCCGAGGCCGAGGGCGUGCGGUGCCUCCUGGAGCGCCUGGGGACCAUGUGGGCCGAGCUGCAGGAGCAGACGGAGCGCCGGCAGCAGACCCUGGAUGCCACCUACCAGCUGGAGCAGUACUACUUCGACGUGGCCGAGGUGGAGUCGUGGCUGGGAGAGCAGGAGCUGCUCCUGAUGAACGAGGAGAAGGGGAAGGUGGGGGUUGAGAGGGGUGGGGUUGGGGUGGUCAUUGGGGACGUGUCCUCGGUGGAGCUGCUGAUGAACGACCACCAAAGCCUCAAGACGGAGAUGGAGGCGCGGGCCAAGAACGUGGCCACCUGCCUGGAGCUGGGCAAGACCCUGAUCCUCAGCAAGAGCCCGGCGGCCGAUGAGAUCAAAUCCCACAUGGAGAAGCUCCUGGCGAAGAAGAAGGAGAUGACGGAGAAGUGGGACAAGCACUGGGAGUGGCUGCAGCAGAUGCGCGAGGUGCACCAGUUCGCGCAGGAGGCCGUGGUGGCCGACGCGUGGCUGACGGCCCAGGAGCCGCUGCUCAAGAGCCAGGAGCUGGGCAGCAGCGUGGACGAGGUGGAGCAGCUGAUCCGGCGGCACGAGGCCUUCCGCAAGGCGGCGGCCGCCUGGGAGGAGAGGUUCAGCUCCCUGCGGCGCCUCACCACGAUCGAGAAGCUCAAGGCCGAGCAGAACAAGCAGCCUCCGACGCCGCUCCUGACCCGCAAAUUUUUGCCGGACGCCGCGGCCGUUGCCGACCCUCGCCGGCCGGAGCCGCGCGUCGCCUACGUCCGGCACGAGCUGCGCCCGGAGCGCCUCCAGCCCAAGCUCGACCGCGUCCAGGCUCCGAGCACCGAGGGUGGAGCCACCGAGCCGCCCCCGGCCGCCUCCGCCGUCACCGCGGCCGCCCCCGCCGAGCCCCCGGCCGUGACCCCCAAGGCCGAGGAGCCCGGCGAGGUCCGGCCGGGGCUGCCGGAGCGGCGCCGGGAGCGCCGGGAGCGCCGGUUGGAGCGGCAGGAAUCCAGCGAGCCGGAGCUGCCGCGGCACGACGGGAAGGGCAGCGGCAAAGCCACGCUGGCGGACAUCGUGGAGCAGCUGCAGGAGAAGGAGGCGGGCGGGCCCGUGCCGGCGUCCCCUCCCUGUCCCCAGCCCCGUGACCGCGACUCCCCCGCCCGUCUCCCCGCUGGCCCCGAGGCUCUUCCCGAGAGGACCCCAAGGCCGGAUCGUCCACGGGCCCGGGACCGACCCAAACCGCGGCGCCGACCGCGCCCCAAAGAUUCGGGGCAGGCUCCGGGGGAGCCGCGGCGAUCGCGCUCGGCACCGGCACAGGGCAGCGCGCCGCCGCCGCCGCCGCCGCCCGCGCACACCGUGACGCACGAGGGGUUCCUGCUGCGCAAACACGAGCUCGACGGCGCCGGCAAGAAGGCGUCCAACAGGACCGGCGACGGGAGCGAGUUCCUGCUGCAGGCCAAGGACGAG
Molecule: messenger RNA, 1935 nt
Organism: Sturnus vulgaris (Common starling)
Lineage: Eukaryota; Metazoa; Chordata; Aves; Passeriformes; Sturnidae
Source: RefSeq, a predicted model, not a curated record